CGCAGGGUCGGAUUUUCGGUGGCCGAGUUGUGAGGACCGUAAAUGUAUCAUAUCAAUGCAGAUCGUCUAUUGAAGUAAAGAUUGUAACCAUGUCGCACAACGACGGAGGCAUGCGGCGCCUGACGCAUCUCGUCAGCUACACGUCGGAUUCAGAUGAGGAACGAGUGAGAGAGGAUGAUGAGGAGGAUGUAAUGGAGAGCAUCCCGGAAGAAGAGAGAGUUGGGGAUGAAGAUGCUGAGAUAGAAGCCAUGCAGAUGAGCGAGACGGAGCGGAGUUUCAAGGAAAGCCCAAGUCCAUCAUCAAACGCCCCGAGCUUGGUGUCCUACGAACGAGAGGAGAGCAAGGGGACGAGGACGACAGGCCUUGUGGCGUACGAGGGUGAGGACGAUGACGGUGGAAGGAGAUCGAAGGAGGGUGGGGGAGAGGAGGGCGACUACCAUGACGAAUCAUGGUUGGAAGCAAAGCUCUCGCCGGGGGAUGACCUUGAAGACAGGGUCAAAGUUGACAAAGGAAAGCUUGUCGACAGCUCCUACUUUAAUGCCUCCAUGUCAUUACCAGAAUCGGCGUUGUCACAAAAGAUCCGUCGGCUGAGCGCGGAGGAAGUAACUCUACCUCCAGAACCCCCGGGUAGAUGCUCCAGACAUCUUCAGGAGAAAAUAAGCUCUUAUUACAAGAAGAACCUCAAUCUGAACCAAAUCAUCCAAAGAAGAAAAGACUUCCGAAAUCCAAGUAUAUAUGAAAAAAUGAUCAACUUUCUGGGCGUAGACGAGCUAGGUACCAACUACCCCAAAGACAUGUACGACCCGUACAGCUGGAAAGAAAGCUCUUACUACGAGGCUCUAGCCAAAGCACAGAGAGAGGAGAUACAGAAGAAGAAAGAGAAAGACAAGAAGGAGAAGACCAAGGUGGAGUUUGUGACUGGCGUGGUGAGGAAGACACAGAUCCAGGCACCACUGGUCACGAGUACCACAGGAGUAGCAGUACCAUCAACCUCCACCAUCAAUCAGGGUACCGGCCAUGAAGAAGAGAAAAAGAGGAAAAGCAAGUGGGACAAUCCAGCUCAAACCCUCCCCGCUCCGGUACCGCUGAUGCAACGCCCCAUCAUCACCGUCAUCACCACCACCAUCCCCACCUCAACGGGCGUCUCGACGACCACCUCGGCAGCGGGAUCCAAGACGACGGUCAUCUCAUCGAUAGGAGCGAUUAAGAAACAGAAAGUGGAGAAAUAACAAAGGCUAUCUUAUGCAUGACUUGAAACUAUCGCCCUCAUCACCACCACCAUCCCCACCUCAAUGGGCGUCUCAACGACCACCCCAGCCGCAGGAUCCAAGACGACGGCCAUCUCAUCGAUAGGAGCGAUUAAGAAACAGAAGGUGGAGAAAUAGCGAAGACCAUUUCAUGUGUGGCUGGAAACUGUUUGUCACUGCGCCUGGUCUGCUGUCUUGACAAAGGCAUUAUGAGAAGGUGAUGAAAUGGCGAGGACUGUCUCAUCUAGAUAGCUAACGAAAGAUUGUGCUGCUUUGACAGAUGCAUUAGCCGAAGGUGGAUAAAAUAGCAAAGGUUGUCUCAAAUACAACUGCAAUCUAUUUAUCACUGGUUAUCUUGAUAGAUACAUGAGCAGAAGGGGGAGAAAUACUAUCUCAGCUUAGAUGCAAUUUAAACAACUAUUUAUCUACGUGAUGGUGUAAUCGGGAUUCCCUUUUAGUGCAAGAAUGUCAGAGAAAGAUGGUAGUUGAGAAUGAAGGCCUUAUCAAGUGCACUAACUUGGUCUUGAACAGGACUUCUCCAUUCUGCCUUUGCCAUAUUUGAAAGCCCUCUUUAAGUUUUUAUACCCCUCCAUCUUCUUAUACUGUUGCCCACUCUCUUUCUUUCCCUCCCUCUCACUCUCAAGCUUUUAUCAUUCAGUAAGGUUGUAUUUUUUGAGAAUCUCUUCUCUUUGCUCAUUCUCCUCCACUCCCCCUCUCUCUCUUUCUAUUUGUCUCUCACUCUCUCUCAUACUCUCUCUCUCUCUCUCUCUUUGUCUCUCUUUAUAGUCAUCAAUGUGCAGUGAAAAUUGCACUGAAUAUGUGUAUCUUGAGAAUCAUAUUAUUUAAAAAAAAUCAUCACCAAACUCAACAAGACUACCUUCAAGGGAUCUAAUAAUUAAUUUGUGUAUUGACCCUCCAGGAUUUUGAUUACAUCCAACAUUCCUUAGACAUGUAUGUGUUCCUGCUACACAUGAGGGUUAAGCUUUCCUUAUUGCAACAUGAAUUUAAUCCUGAAUUAGUACAAUACCAGACCUAGGGCUUAAUUUGGAGAAUCAAAUAUGGCAUAUUAACCUGUAUUUCUCAAGAGGGAAAUUGUAAAUUUUUGUAAAUAUUUCACAUAAUAAACUGAACAAAUUUUUCAUGUA
Molecule: messenger RNA, 2392 nt
Organism: Strongylocentrotus purpuratus (purple sea urchin)
Lineage: Eukaryota; Metazoa; Echinodermata; Echinoidea; Camarodonta; Strongylocentrotidae
Product: SAP30-binding protein
Exons: 8
Coding region: 90-1229 (379 amino acids)
Biological process (GO): regulation of DNA-templated transcription
Cellular component (GO): nucleus
Source: RefSeq, a predicted model, not a curated record